CUUGUGGAAGCGGAAAAGGGCAAAAUGGGCAGGUAGCAGUGAAGUACGGUGGUAAACUUUCGUUUUCCGAAACAGAAAUUCGUUUCACUUCCUGCAAAAAGGAAAAGAAGAAGAAGAAGAAGAAGAAGGAGAAUUUUUACUAAUAAGGGGUCAGCGAAGUUUCCCUGUAAGAUUUGGCUGUGGGGAUUCAGCGUGCAUUACAGCCUCAUGACUUCUUCUGCAAACGAUCUUUCUGAUAAUAGUGAAGCUGAUGAGCAGCAAAAACACUCCGAAUCUCAGAUUCAUGCAACUGGAAUGUCUCUUUCUGGUAUCACUACUCCAAAUGCUCAGUAUCCAACACCUCCGCAGCUUGGAGCAGGACAUGCUAUGGCACCAGCGGCCUACCCAUAUCCAGAUCCUUAUUAUAGAAGCAUCUUUGCUCCCUAUGAUGCACAGCCGUAUCCUCCACAGCCCUAUGGUGGGCAACCAAUGGUCCACCUUCAGUUGAUGGGAAUUCAGCAAGCUGGGGUUCCUUUGCCAUCAGAUGCAGUUGAGGAACCUGUGUUUGUGAACGCAAAACAAUAUCAUGGCAUCCUGCGACGUCGACAGUCGCGUGCAAAAGCUGAAUCAGAAAAUAAAGCUCUCAAGUCUCGGAAGCCAUAUUUGCAUGAAUCUCGACAUUUGCAUGCACUCAGAAGAGCUAGGGGAUGUGGGGGUCGGUUUGUAAAUUCGAAGAAAAAUGAGAACCAACAGAACGAGGCGGCAGCAGGUGACAAAUCGCAGUCCAAAAUCAAUCUAAACUCUGAUAAAAGCGAUAUUGCUUCCUCGGAUGGCACAUCCUGAAUUUGGAAGCAAUGACAAAGCACACAAAGGGCUGGCUCAAACCGGUUUUUCAUCAACGAUGUCCAUUAAACCAAGGUUCGGUACCAGCCCUAUGGGUCUCAGUCAGUAUUGCUUCAGUCUGGAUCUAAACUUAGAAAUUCAGAAUCAUGUAUAGGUUAUCCCGUAGUGAGUUUGUAGGGAGGUACUAGAUAUAGUAUUAUUGAAGCAGCGACUCUUUUUAUGUUAUCCUUGAUGGAUUUCCUUUUAGGCUUAGCUCUGUUUUUUUUUUUGGGUCCCUUCGAGAGUGGUGGUAAUGUCUACUGUGUGAGCAUUUCUUUGCAGUUAAACAUGUGGCGAGUUCAGGACUUUCUAACACAAAAUUUGAUUCCUGUUGAUUGUUUGGUUUGGUUAUGUUUCAUCAGCCCUUUGAUUCCAUUGUUGUCAAGUGGGAGAAUAAGUUAAGUUAGAAUGGUUUAAUUGAAAUUGGUGUUGAUGUCCU
Messenger RNA from Corylus avellana, 1300 nucleotides. RefSeq names its product nuclear factor Y, subunit A7 (gene NF-YA7). Gene Ontology annotation, cellular component: CCAAT-binding factor complex. Gene Ontology annotation, biological process: regulation of DNA-templated transcription. Gene Ontology annotation, molecular function: DNA binding; DNA-binding transcription factor activity. The record is from RefSeq and is a predicted model, not a curated record. Lineage: Eukaryota; Viridiplantae; Streptophyta; Magnoliopsida; Fagales; Betulaceae.